Messenger RNA from Caenorhabditis bovis, 330 nucleotides. The record is from the annotation of a GenBank genome assembly. NCBI's taxonomy places the organism in Eukaryota, Metazoa, Nematoda, Chromadorea, Rhabditida, Rhabditidae.
AUGGAGAAAAAACUAAUAGUGCGAAUGGCUACGGACAGCUAUGAUGAGAUGUUCAAUUGCAACCAACUCUAUGAAGAAGUAAUUGGAUGUCAGAUUCGCAUUUUGAAGGCAAAGCUGGAAUGGCUAACCACUGAUCCGUUAAAGGUCGCUUGCGACGCUUCAACGAUCGAUGAAAUUAAUGAGCCCAUCAAAGGGAUUAUGCAAAUUGUAAGCGAACUGAUACGGUCUGGAAACGAGGAGCGAAAACAGGACAAGCUUCGUGCACUCAACGAUAGUGUGACUGCUCUUGAAGACGAUAUUACCAGCAUAUUCUACCAUGACUUUUUGUAA